GAGAGUGAAUCUCAGCUGCAUCGACACUUGCACCGUUUAAUGGAACAUAAUUAUCGAAGUGAAAUUCUGCAAGUUUUAUGUCGAUCAAAGGAAUUUCUCGAAGUGAUGGAUCCCUUAACGAUUUGUAAACAACUUUCAAUUUUGAGUGAUCAGCAUCAACGAAUAUUUCAGUCUAUCCAGCAGAUAGUUCCUGGGAAAGGUGCGCAGUUAGCGAACAAACACAUCCUUCGAUCGCUGCCUGAACUUGGCCGUGAAACUUUGUUCGACUUUUUGCAUGCAGUCACCGUAUGCGGUACUGAAGGGGAACGUCUCGUCGAGCAAAUGAUUCCAAAUUUUCAACAAUUGUAUCGUACCGUGUAUUUUGUUGGUGUGAAUACGACUGUACGGGAUGUACUCGAUUCCUGUGCGAAAUCGGGCGAAGCAUGUCCGUUCGAGGUUGAUAUCAGUUACCAGACAUUUCCACCGUCUGAGCCACAAAAGAUCAUUGACGAUGUUCUUGAAGACAUAUAUGAUGAGGAUGAAAUUCCUCUGCGACAUUAUCAAGAAGAGUUGGCAGAAGCGGCGUAUAAUGGCCAGAACACAGUAGUGUGUGCACCAACCGGGUCCGGCAAAACUGUCGUAGCUGCAUCGGUUAUCCGUAAACAUUUGUUGCAAGGACUGGUGGCGAAGAAACGCAACAAGGUGUGUUUUCUCGUAUCAAACACAACCUUUCUGGAACAACAAGCUGAGUUGUUGAGGCGAUUCCUCAGAAAGAGAUUCAAAAUCAUUGCACUCAGUGGUGCCACAUCUGCCGAAGCACCGCGUCUGUUAACGAUAGUGGAUAAUGACGUUGUUGUGAUAACGCCACAACUGAUUGUGAACCUGAUCAAAGCGCAGAAUACCGAAGAGGAUUGCGUACGAUUUUCACUGACAAUGUUCUCAUUGCUCAUUUUUGAUGAGGCACAUCAUACUUCUGAAAGUCAUCCUUACAAUGUUCAGGUGGUCGGUCUUACGGCGUCGUUGGGUGUUGGUAAAGCAAAAUCAGAAGAAGAGGCCCGUGAGCAUAUAUUAAGAAUGUGUGCGAAUUUGGAUGCCGAUGUGCUGAGCAGGGUUCGUCGAUAUGAAUCAGAGCUACGUGAAUUCUCCAGAAUCGCUACUGAUGAGACGAUUCUCGUGAUGUCAUCACAUAACAACACACCAUUCUUUCACGCUAUCAUAGAACUGAUGGGAAAAUUCGAAGAAAUGUUCGCUGAAGGAAGUUUCUGUGAAUGUUCUAGUGAACGUUAG
Molecule: messenger RNA, 1266 nt
Organism: Anisakis simplex (herring worm)
Lineage: Eukaryota; Metazoa; Nematoda; Chromadorea; Rhabditida; Anisakidae
Source: the annotation of a GenBank genome assembly